Molecule: messenger RNA, 415 nt
Organism: Zea mays
Lineage: Eukaryota; Viridiplantae; Streptophyta; Magnoliopsida; Poales; Poaceae
Product: 50S ribosomal protein L36 2
Exons: 2
Coding region: 155-379 (74 amino acids)
Biological process (GO): translation
Cellular component (GO): ribosome
Molecular function (GO): structural constituent of ribosome
Source: RefSeq, a predicted model, not a curated record
GCCAAGAGUGGGCGUCUAGAUUCCUACACCAUGCCCCCGCUCGCGCAAUCCUCGCUCCCACGGAACCCUAACCAAGAAUCCGACUCCGCGCUAGACGAAUCGGACGGAAGGAAGACGAGAAGGCCCCGAGGCGAGCGGGGGAACAAAGAAGAAGAUGAAGGUCCGUGCGGCGGUGAAGCGCCUGUGCCGGUUCUGCAAGGUGGUGAAGCGUCGGGGAAUCGUCUUCGUCAAAUGCACGGCCAACGCCAAGCACAAGAAGCGCCAGGGCUUCUCCACCAUCGCCGAAGCAGCCGCUGUCUCGUGCGUUCACCUGCCUCCGCCGCCGCCCGCUAGCUGUUCCGCCUCCGCCGCAACUUUCGCAGAGGGUUCUCGACACUGAGGAAUUAGCCAUUGUAAACAGCACCUUUCGUAAGGC